CGCCGCCGCCGCCGCGCCAUGGCGAUCGCAAGGCAAGUGCUUUGUCUGUGUGCUUUCCUGUCCGUGCCGCACGCUCGCGCCGAGCCCAUCCGCUACUCCGUAGCCGAGGAGGCGGAAAGCGGCUCCCUGGUUGGCAACCUGGCGGAGGACGCGGGGCUCACGCCGGAGCAGCUCUCGGCUCGCCGCGCCCGCCUGGUCUCGGAGGACGGGCGGCAGCAUUUUCGCUUAGACCGCGCCUCCGGCCGCCUCGUCGUGGCGGGGAGGCUGGACCGGGAGGAGCUGUGCGGCCACUCCGGCACCUGCAUGCUCCCCUUCGAGCUGCUGCUCGCCAACCCCCUGCAGUUCUUUCGGGUCGAGGUGGCUCUGGAAGACAUCAAUGACCAUUCACCCGUCUUUCCCGAGGAACGAAUCACUUUUAAGAUUCUGGAGACGAGCGAGCCAGGUUCUCGUUUCCCUCUGGAGGGUGCUCGGGACCUUGAUAUUGGCAGCAACACAGUCCAGGCAUACAGUAUCUCUCCUGAGAACGAGUAUUUUAAUGUCUCCUAUGGCAGCCACAGCGAGAAUGACAAAAGUGUGGAGCUUUUUUUGGAAAAGUCACUAGACAGAGAGGAGGAGGCAGAGAUGAGUUUCAAUCUCAUUGCUGUGGACCGUGGCUCUCCUCCCAGGAGUGGGACCACAGAAGUCCACAUUAUUGUUGUAGAUGUAAAUGACAACUCUCCUGUCUUCACGCAGAAAAUCUAUGUUGGGCAGGUUUUGGAAAAUUCACCAGAGGGCUCUGUGGUUCUGAGAGUGGUGGCAACAGAUCGGGAUAUAGGCGUUAACGGGGACAUCUCCUAUCAGUUCAGCCAAGCAGUGAGUCAGACCGACAACUCGUUCACAAUUGACUCUAUGAGUGGUGAAAUUAAACUCACAAAGCCUCUGGACUUUGAGGCGGCAGAGACUCACGAGCUCAGUGUGAGGGCCACAGAUGGAGGGGGACUCUCAGCAAUCUGCAAAGUGUUGGUGGAGGUGGUGGAUGUGAAUGACAAUGCCCCGGAGCUGGUGGUCAGUUCCUUCAGCAGUCCCCUCCCCGAGAACACAGCGCCCGGCACGGUGGUUGCCCUCUUUACGGUCAGGGACCGGGAUUCUGGUGCCAACGGGAAGAUCUCCUGUGCCCUCGAGGAUCAGCUCUUCUUCUCCCUGCGGCCAGCCUAUAAGAAUUACUAUGAGGUGGUGACAGUGAGCGCGCUGGACCGCGAGGAGACGGCUCAGUACAUCCUGACUGUCACAGCAGCAGAUGCGGGGUCCCCUCCCCUCACUACCACGCAGACCUUCAGCGUGGACAUCUCGGAUGUCAAUGACAAUGCCCCUGUGUUCAACCAGACGUCAUACACCAUGUAUGUGCGUGAGAACAACGUCCCCACAGUGUUUGUUGGAGCCGUCAGUGCUGCAGAUGCUGACGUGGGGCUCAAUGCCAAGGUGACCUAUUCCCUGGCCCCAGCCGAACCGGCAGAGCGGCCUUCCUGCUCCUGCAUCUCUGUGAACUCCGAGAACGGACACGUCUUUGUGCUGCGGCCCCUGGACUACGAGCAGUUGAGGCAGACCGAGGUCACAGUCAGUGCCUCUGACGCGGGGUCUCCUCCCCUCAGAGCCAACGUCACCCUCCGCCUUGUCGUGCUGGACGAGAAUGACAAUGCCCCGCUCGUGCUCUACCCAGCCCAGGACAGCAGCCCACCGUCCAGUGAGCUGGUGCCCGUGUCGGCUGAGGCGGGCUACCUCGUCACCAAAGUGGUGGCCGUGGAUGCCGACUCGGGACAGAACUCGUGGCUCUCGUACCACCUGCUGAGGGCCAGCGACCCCGGGCUGUUUACGGUGAGUGCCCAAAGCGGGGAGGUGCGUCUGAGGAGGCCGGUGACAGAGAGAGACACCGUGAAGCAGAAGCUCGUUGUCCUGGUGAGAGACAACGGGAAGCCCCCGCUGUCAGCCACCGCAGCUCUGAGCGCACUCGUGCUCAAGGACUUCUCAGACGUGCGCCUCCCGCACAGCAGUGCGGCCACAGAGGAUGAGGGUGGCUCCCUGACCACCUAUUUAAUCAUUUCCUUGGUCUUUGUCUCACUCCUCUUCCUCAUCUCCACCGCUGUCUUUGUCGCUCGCAAGGUGUGCAAGAGACAGGAGCUGAAGGCUGGCCAUGUGCUUUAUGGUGCCGACAACUUGCAGAGCGGCCUGGCCGAUGCAGCCGCUGCAGGGACCCUGCCCCACGCCUAUUGCUACGAGAUCAGCCUCACAACGGGCUCGGGCAACAGCGAGUUCAAAUUCCUCAAGCCCAUCCUCCCCAGCCUGCCACCACAGCACAGCGCCGUGGGCCAGGGCCCUGAUGAUGAACAGGAUUUCCCCUGUGUCCCUGUGAGCACAGAGGACAUGGCACCAGACAACCCUGGGACUCUCUCUGCAGGACACUUCAACCCUCUUUCCUUUAAGUAGCACAGGGUCUGCACAUCUGGAUGCUUCAUGGCUCAUGGGAGGAGGGGAUCCAGGCUGCAGCCUGUGGCAACGAUUCCUCCAGAGCAAACCUGUCUUUCCAAUUGGCAUAACCAAUUUCCCUCAAAUUCUUAGUCAGAUUAAAAGUCGUCUCCUAAUCGAAAACCACAAAGAAGCAAAUAAAAGACAGUCAGAUUCUCUCCCUCAGGCAAUCAUAUAUUUCACCUGUGUUACAGCUGUUUCUGAUAGGCUUUAAGAAUGGGGUUAGCACUCCAGCCUAUGCUCUUGUCUCUCUUCCUGUCAGACCAGACCAUGAACCUCUUACUCAUUGCUAGAACACAAUGGCACAGUUGGGAAGACAAAUCUCACUCUUGCUGAAACGGCUCAAAGCCUUUUUCGCAGCUCAGAAAAGCCAGGUAGUUCUGAAUACUGGGUCCCAACAUUCUGCUAGCACAGGGCUUUUUCUUUCUGCAGUUCUGAAUGUCUCUAUCUGAGGUUUGUGGGCUGUGUGUGUUACACUUUCCUCUCAGUAUGUCUGUCUGUUCAGCCAUUGUGUGCCUGCAGAUGUUUCACUAGUGCUGCCCAGAGAAACAGGAGUUGCUCCCACCCAGCCUUUGCAAUGCAGGCGGUUCCAGCUCUGUAGAGUAGAAGGCUAUUUUGGCCGUAUGGGUAUAGGGAUGUCAUCUUCAUCAAGGCAGAGAGGAGAAGGAAAAUGCACAAGAAAAUCUUCCUUUGGCCUAUGUGUGGGUUUGGUGUUCUGUCUCCCUCAGGUUGUCUUGGAAAUACAGCAGCAUUAGGUUAGAUGUGUUAGGGUAGGCUGUAACUGUAGAGAUUUGUGAACACGUGUUCAUUGUCUUUGGGUGAAUGAAAAUGCCACAUGUCCAUCAGGGAUAAUUUUGGGAAGUUAGAAUCAAGAAGAACUUGGAAAAAGGACUUUGAGGUUUGUUUCCUCAUUCUUGUUUCUGCAAUCAGUGGCUUCUUGUUCACAGUAGAAAGCUGUCCCUACAGGAUUUUCUCCAUGUGUGUUAGAGCAUGAGCAUUCCCAUUUUUGCCCUUUCUCCUCCUCUCUGACCUGUACUGAGCAUUGUUUCCCGGUUCCUCCACAGCAGGACUGCCACCCCAUAUAUAUAACUGGUAUAUAAUAUAUAACAACUGGUUGUUUGAAUGAUGUCCGUGAUGCAUGGAAUAUUCAGAAAGCCUCCCUCCCGCUGUGUUGUGCUGAAGUUCCACAGUUUAACACUGUAAGCUUGGAUAGCCCUGAGUUUAGAAAUUGAAAAAAUGUGUAAGACUGAAAUAAAGAGAACAUCCUCACUCUUUUUGUGGACACAGAA
Corvus hawaiiensis (hawaiian crow) is the source of this 3788-nucleotide messenger RNA. RefSeq names its product protocadherin beta-15-like. Gene Ontology annotation, biological process: homophilic cell-cell adhesion. The record is from RefSeq and is a predicted model, not a curated record. Gene Ontology annotation, molecular function: calcium ion binding. Lineage: Eukaryota; Metazoa; Chordata; Aves; Passeriformes; Corvidae. Gene Ontology annotation, cellular component: plasma membrane. The transcript has a single exon. The coding region runs from base 19 to 2460 and encodes 813 amino acids.